This is a messenger RNA of Dicentrarchus labrax (European seabass), 3710 nucleotides long. RefSeq names its product glycerol kinase (gene gk). Gene Ontology annotation, molecular function: glycerol kinase activity. The record is from RefSeq and is a predicted model, not a curated record. Gene Ontology annotation, biological process: glycerol-3-phosphate biosynthetic process; glycerol metabolic process; triglyceride metabolic process. Lineage: Eukaryota; Metazoa; Chordata; Actinopteri; Moronidae. The coding region runs from base 101 to 1804 and encodes 567 amino acids. Gene Ontology annotation, cellular component: mitochondrion. The transcript has 21 exons.
ACGGACGAGCCGUUACGUUUGAAUCAAGCGACUGACCCACCGUCCGUCUUUUGGCUGAGCUUGAGCCGCUUUACCGGCGUCGGUAAUCGGUUUGCUGCCCAUGAACGGUGCCAUGGCCGCGUCCUCACACCGGAUAAUGCUGGGCCCGCUGGUUGCUGCCAUUGACCAGGGGACGAGCUCUACUCGGUUCUUGGUGUUUAAUUCAAAAACAGCGGAGCUCCUCAGCCAUCACCAGGUGGAAAUCAAACAGAGCUUCCCCAAAGAAGGAUGGGUCGAGGAGGACCCCAAAGAGAUUCUGCAGUCGGUGUACGAGUGCAUGGAGCGGACGUGUGAAAAACUCACCCAGCUCAACAUAGACAUCUCAAACAUUAAAGCUAUCGGAGUGACCAACCAAAGAGAGACCACGCUGGUUUGGGACAAAGAGACCGGGGAGCCUCUCUACAAUGCGAUCGUUUGGCUGGACCUGCGGACUCAGUCAACGGUCGAGCGUCUCAUUAAUAAAACUCCAGGAAGGAAUAAGAACCACUUGAAGCAUAAAACGGGGCUCCCGAUCAGCACUUACUUCAGCGCGGUGAAACUCCGCUGGCUGAUGGACAACGUGGACGACGUGCACAAAGCCGUCGUGUCUCACCGCGCCAUGUUCGGCACCGUGGACUCUUGGCUCAUUUGGUGUUUGACAGGAGGGAAGUCAGGCGGUGUCCACUGCACAGAUGUGACCAACGCCAGCAGAACCAUGCUGUUUAACAUUCACACGAUGGAGUGGGACCCAGAACUUUGCAAAUAUUUUGGUAUUCCCAUGGAGAUCUUGCCCAGAGUGAGGAGUUCUUCAGAAAUAUAUGGCCUCAUGAAAAUAUGUUCUAGCCGGAAAUCUGGAGCUCUUUCAGGUAUUCCCAUUUCAGGGUGUCUCGGGGAUCAGUCAGCAGCACUCGUCGGACAGAUGUGCUUUCAGGAUGGACAAGCGAAAAACACGUAUGGAACGGGCUGCUUUCUCCUGCGAAACACUGGACCUAAGCCUGUAAUGUCUGAUCACGGCCUCCUCACCACUGUAGCGUACAAACUCGGCCGGGAUAAACCUGCCUGUUAUGCACUGGAGGGCUCUGUGGCCAUUGCAGGAGCUGUGGUUCGUUGGCUGCAGGACAAUCUCGGGAUCAUCGGAUCAUCUGAAGAGCUCGAGAAGUUGGCUGCAUCCGUCGGUACGUCCUACGGCUGUUAUUUUGUUCCUGCAUUUUCGGGUCUUUAUGCACCUUACUGGGAGCCCAGUGCGAGAGGGAUCAUUUGCGGGUUAACUCAGUUUACAAAUAAGAGUCACCUCGCAUUUGCUGCUCUGGAAGCUGUCUGUUUCCAGACACGAGAGAUACUGGACGCCAUGAAUCAGGACAGCGGCAUCCCGCUAACUCAGCUCCAGGUGGACGGAGGAAUGACGUCCAACAGGUUGCUGAUGCAGCUGCAGGCAGACAUUCUCUGUAUCCCCGUCGUGAAGCCGUCCAUGCCUGAGACCACAGCGCUCGGUGCAGCGAUGGCAGCGGGAGCAGCAGAGGGGGUGAGCGUGUGGAGUCUGAACCCAGAGGACCUGAGUGAAGUCACCUCUGAGAAGUUCGAGCCUCAGAUCAACACUGAAGAGAGUGAGUUUCGGUACGCCCGGUGGAAGAAGGCGGUGCAGAAAUCCAUGAACUGGGAGACGACAGAGCCUGUUUGUAAUGGAAACGGUGAAACUAGUAUCUUCAGCAGCGCCCCGCUGGGCUUCUACAUCAUUGGCAGCAUGUUGAUGUUAAUUGGUGCAAAAUACCUCGCAGGCCGCAACUAGGCUCCGACUCCCGGAGGCAUUGAAGCAAAGAGGGAAGUGGAGACAAACAGCUGGACCACCACUUGUACUCUCAGCUGCACUCGUUUCCAAAAGGAAUUCCAGGAUAAAGACGUUCCUGCUGAAUCUUACUGGAAAAUGUUUGACCUGACUCACUGAACUUUGUUAUUUUUCCCUGUGUUUUUUUUUUUUUCAUUUAAUUUGAAUGCAUUUUUUUCAGCAGCAGACAAGAACACAUUGGUACAUUAGAUUUAUUUUAGCAGGAGUGUGCAUGCAGUAUUUUCUUUUUCUUUUUUUUACAAUGUUGAGAUGGUAUGAACUUCUGAGCUUAUUUAUGUAGAAACCAAUGCUAGUGCAGAUUGUUGUCCACAGCUGUGUCAAGUGAAGUUUGCUGUUUAAUUUGCUUUAUUUGCUGUUCGUCAAAUUCACUGUUACCCUUGAAUGGUAGUCUAACGGGCAUCCUGUAAUGUUUUGUUGUUGGAGACCCUCCGCUAUGAGCUACAGAAGAAUUUUUAGAGCACUUUAUAUUUUUGUUUUGUCUUGUGGGAGCUGUGUACUAACAGAGUCUAAUAUAUAUAUAUAUAUAUUUUUUUUUUUUUCUUCCUAACAGUUGGGAUUAAGAGACAGAAAGAAAGAGUUAGUUUGUGGUUAAAUGAAAACAAAGGAAGGACUGAACUGACGAGGUUGCUUCUAUGCUUUUGUAAGCAGGAAUAAUACGUGUUGUGUAAUAGCUAUGAAGGGCAAAAAUGAAUUGGCAGACAAUUAGAAUUUCUGUGUUCACGUAUAUGAAUAAAUGGUGAAUUUGACACGUUUAAAAAAAAUCUCCCAAAGCUAGAAACCAACUAAGAACAUCAUAAGGGACAAAAACUGACGCAGCUAUUAAUAAGUUAUUUAUUUUGGUCUCAGAUUUUUUUCAUCCCCGGACGCUCGAUUUCAUUACAGUAUGAAUUUUUUAAGGCCUGUCACGGUUCAGAUUCAGAUUUAACAUUCUCCACAUGUAAUGAAAUAGGCAAAAAAAUGUAGUAUUGUUCCUCUGGUGUUUAUCAGGGGAAUUUACACAUAGCUGUCUAGUUACUCUUUUAUCAACGUCAAAUGCUUAAAAAAAAGUUUAAUUAACUUCUGUGACGUGCAAAACGUCAAAUAUGCAAAAAUCUUGUGCAGAACAACUCGAACGCAAAUGUUUUAUUUGCAUUGUUAAAGAAGACUCUUGGUGAACGUCUGUCGCACUAAAAUGUUAAGAGUGCAGUGUUUUGUCUCUGAUUAAAUUAUUUAAAUUAAUGCUUAAUUUAAAAUAAGAUUUAUGAAUCCAUAGGGACAGAAAUUCGUUCCUUUUGCUCUGUAGAGAAGGUCGGAGGAGUUAACCUUGACAGAAGUAGAAGCGAGUAAACAAACGUCAGUGUUUAAUCUGUUGCCUCUGGUUGUUGUAUUUGUCUUUCUGUGUUGGAACAAAUAGAGAACCAGUGUUCGUCUGGAUAGAAGCAGAACGGGUAUUUUGUUUAAGAAAUGGUUAAGCGUCUGCUCUGCGUUGUCAGGCUAUUAUUUGUCAAACUGAAAGUAUGAAAUUUCUGCGUUCAAAGGCUCAAAGUGCUCUUCCGGGAUGUAAACACCAUUUACAAAUGUAUAUUUAUGAAUGAAUUGAAUAUAUGCGAAAAGUCAUCAUGAGUUGGGAGGCUUUGACUUAAGUGUUUACAUUUUGAGAAAUAGAUUUAAGCAUGAAAGCAAAGUACGCUACCAAUUCUCAUGUAAGACCUUUUUAACUGUGAAACUGCUGGUUUUAAUGAUGAAUUGAAACUACUCCACACUCUUGCACUCUGCAUGGCAUUACCUUCAACUCAUUCACAGUGGAAUAUAAAAAGUGUACAAUACUGUCCUUAAUAAAUUAAAAGGGGGCAUUAAACCCUAAAUGUGA